Tachysurus vachellii is the source of this 3209-nucleotide messenger RNA. It is a transcript of the gene acsl5, whose product is annotated as acyl-CoA synthetase long chain family member 5. NCBI's taxonomy places the organism in Eukaryota, Metazoa, Chordata, Actinopteri, Siluriformes, Bagridae. Bases 149 to 2197 code for a protein of 682 amino acids. Gene Ontology annotation, molecular function: arachidonate-CoA ligase activity. Gene Ontology annotation, cellular component: mitochondrion; membrane; endoplasmic reticulum. The transcript has 21 exons. Gene Ontology annotation, biological process: long-chain fatty acid metabolic process. The record is from RefSeq and is a predicted model, not a curated record.
CUAUUUUAUUGGACCUUUGCACAUGCUUUCUUCAGUCUUCCUGUGUUUCUUGCUGCUUAUGGAAGAAGCUCUUUCUGUAGGACUUAGUUUCUAGCACCAUUACCUGAGCAACAUCGCAGACUCUUGCAGGACAUACAGGUCUGAGAGAAUGGAGUUCUUAUUUGAGUUUCUAUUCUCUCCAUUGCCCACCUCGGCACUGGUGUUUUUGUUCGGGCUCGGUGCAGUCGCCCUGACUUAUCUUAACACCAGGCCCAAGCCCCUGCGGCCGCCUGUCGAUCUGAACAGACAGACUGUGGGAAUUGCGGGUGGAGCCAGGAAGAGUGCAAUUCUAAAAGAUGAUAACUUAAUAUCCUAUUUAUACAAAGAUGCCAAAACUCUGUAUGAGGUUUUCCAAAGAGGAUUACAUGCUUCAGGAAAUGGGCCUUGUUUAGGACACAGAAAGCCUGGGAGGCCAUACCAAUGGCUAAAAUACAAACAGGUUUCAGAUAGGGCUGAGUAUUUGGGCUCUGCACUGCUCCACAGAGGACUGGAGCCCUCGCCAAACUCAUUCAUUGGCAUCUUUGCUCAAAACCGGCCAGAGUGGAUUAUCUCUGAAUUGGCCUGCUAUACAUAUUCCAUGGUGGCAGUUCCUCUGUAUGACACUCUGGGUCCUGAGGCACUUGUCUUCAUCAUUAACAGAGCCAACAUCUCUACAGUACUUUGUGACAAGCAGGAAAAAGUGGAGACUCUUCUUGCUAACUGUGAAAAAAGUCUUACCUCUGUGCUCAAAACUAUCAUUGUUAUGGACCCAUUUGAUGCAGCUGUGACAGAACGAGCAUCCAAGUGUGCAGUAGAAAUCUUGAGUCUAAAGGAUGUGGAGGCUCUGGGGAAAGAUAAUCUUCGAAAGCCAAUUCCACCUAAGCCAGAAGACUUGAGUAUUGUGUGCUUUACCAGUGGAACUACUGGUGAUCCAAAAGGAGCCAUGUUAACCCAUGAAAAUGUAGUAUCGGAUUCUGCUAGCUUUGUUAAAAGCUUUGAGAGUGCCUUCACUCCACUUUCCUCUGAUGUGUUGAUCUCCUUCCUGCCGCUGGCUCACAUGUUUGAGAGAGUUGUGCAGACAGUGCUGUAUAGUGUGGGUGGAAGGGUAGGUUUCUUCCAAGGAGACAUCAAACUACUUCCUGAUGACAUGAAAGCCCUGAAGCCCACAGUUUUCCCAGUCGUCCCACGUCUUCUCAAUCGUGUAUAUGACAAGAUUCAAAGUGGGGCCCAGACUCCAUUCAAGAAAUGGAUCCUGAACUUUGCUGUUGAAAGGAAACAUGCAGAGGUGAAGCGGGGCAUCAUCAGAAACAACAGCAUAUGGGACAAGCUCAUCUUUCACAAAGUGCAGGAAACUCUUGGGGGAUCUGUGCGGGUGAUGGUGACAGGUGCUGCUCCUAUUUCACCUGCUGUGCUCAGAUUCCUCAGAGCAAGCCUCGGUUGCCAGAUAUUUGAGGCAUAUGGCCAAACCGAGUGCACAGCUGGCUGCACCAUUUCGCUGCCUGGGGACUGGACAACUGGACAUGUUGGAGUACCUGUUCCGUGUAAUAUAGUUAAACUAGUAGAUGUCGAGGAGAUGAACUAUUUCGCAUCAAAUAAUGAAGGAGAGGUUUGUAUAAAAGGGAAGAAUGUGUUCUGUGGAUAUUUAAAUGAUCCAGAGAAGACAGCUGAGGCCCUCGACCAGGAUGGAUGGCUACAUACUGGAGACAUUGGCAAAUGGCUUCCGAAUGGAGUUUUGAAGAUCAUCGACAGAAAGAAGAAUAUUUUUAAACUGGCCCAAGGCGAGUACAUUGCCCCCGAAAAGAUCGAGAACGUGUACAUUCGAUGCGGUACAGUCGCUCAACUAUUUGUUCAUGGGGACAGUCUACAGUCCUGCUUAGUGGCCAUUGUGGUGCCAGAUGCUGAGACACUACCUGGCUUGGCUGAGAAGCUCGGAGUAAAGGGUUCGUUUAAGGAACUAUGUAAAAACCAGCAAAUUAAGAAGGCUAUCCUCUCUGACCUUGUAAAACUGGGGCGUGACGCAGGGCUCAAAUCCUUUGAACAAGUGAAAGACCUGCAUCUCCACUCUGAGCAGUUCACUAUAGAGAACGGCCUUCUUACUCCAACGCUUAAAGCUAAAAGAGGUGACCUCAGCAAGUUCUUCAAAAACGAGAUUGAAAAUCUUUACGCUAAGCUGCAGUGAUGCACCAACAAAGGCCAUAUGGAUCGCGUUUCUGUGACCUACUGACCAACUCAGAGUACCAAAAGAACACACACACCAUUACGCUUGGCUGUGGAUCACAAGGUUUAUAGAUAUUUACUGUAUUGGCUUUAUAGAAGACUUGAGUCAGCUUGACUGUGUCCCUUAUGCCUUGUUAUAUACCUGAAUGUACAUAUUAAUGGAAUACUCUGUUUUCAACAUCUGUAUACACUGCAAUUGUAGUAUAUGUGAGAUUUCCAAGGACAAUCAUUUCAUUAUGUCUUCUUAUACCUAGAAUUAAACUGAAAGGAAUUCAUGCUCAGUUGGAAUAGAAGCUUAAGGGCAGUUGUUGAAUUUUGUCAAUAACCGUGAAAUGUGCACAUAUAUAACACAAACACAAAAGUCUUUUCAUAUCUAAAUAGCUAUAGGGAUAACUGAAUAACAUUGUUCGAUAAGUAGCAUAUUUUUUUCAAAAAUAUGUACACUGGGGAAAUACAGUAAAAUGGUCUUGGUUAAACAUAAAUUCAAUUUUAAAUAAAUAUUUAAAAUAUUUAAAAAACUAUUUAAAAGUUUUGUUUACAAAUGUUUUAGACUUAAGAAUUAUUAUAUAAUAUAAUUAAGUUAUUAAAAAUGCUUUCAUACAGAAAUUCACCGACUGCCCUUAAACUUUUAUUACAAAGUGUGUUUUUAUUCAAACAUUUUUUUUGUUUGUUUUUUUAGUACAAGGAAAUGUGUUAAAACACUUGUUUCACUACAGUUGCAGUACACAAAGAUUUGGCUGGAAAAUGCUGAAUCCUUUCAUUUAACGCUAUGUACAUUUGAAAAUAUUAAGCACUGAAAAGCAGAAUUACUGAAUAAUUUAUUUCCAUUGUUCUUUUAUAUAUAUUAUAUAAAAAAAAACAAGAUAACCUUAUACAGAACAGAAAUGUUUACUUUUCUAUUGUGUGGUUUACAUCAGUUUUACAAAAAUAAUCAAAAAUAAAAUAAUAAUAAAAAAAAAUUUCUGUACAAAGAA